GGCGACGAGAAACGGUGAGCCCGAGGGGCGCAGGCACAGAACUGUCCAGCUCUGAGCACUGGGGUCCGCCAGCCGGCGGGGAAGGCAGCUGAGCGCGGAGGCGAGUGAGCGGACGCGUCCUGGGGUCUUUGCAGUCCCCGCCGGCCCCAAGGCACCGACUCUCGGUCAGUUGCGCGCGGCAGGGCGGGAGGGGCGCGCCAUGGAGGCGCCGGGUCGCGCCAGUAUGCUCCAGGCCAAGUGAAGCGGUCCGGCUGGGGUCGGCGGGACCCGCGGGCCAUGUACGGCGACAUAUUCAACGCCACGGGCGGCCCCGAGGCGGCAGUAGGCAGCGCGCUGGCCCCAGGAGCCACGGUCAAGGCAGAAGGCGCUUUGCCGCUGGAGCUGGCCACUGCACGCGGUAUGCGGGACGGCGCGGCCACAAAGCCCGACCUGCCCACCUACCUGCUGCUCUUCUUCCUGCUGCUGCUCUCAGUGGCGCUCGUCGUCCUCUUCAUCGGUUGCCAGCUGCGCCAUUCGGCCUUUGCCGCGCUGCCCCACGACCGCUCGCUGCGCGACGCCCGCGCGCCCUGGAAGACGCGGCCGGUGUAGCGUAGGGGACUGAGCCACGGCCGCCGGGCGCCCCGUCCCGACCUAGCCAAGAGCAGCCAGCUUGAGCCUGGUAGGGAGGGCAUGAAGCCGGGGAUCGCUGGUCCCUGGGAACACUGCGCCCUGACCCAAAGACCCUUCCUGAACUAGAGUGGCAACCCGAGAGGAAAGGGAAACCGAGAAGUCGGGAACCUGUGUAGGGUCUCGAUACCACUACCUGUAGGUACCGUGAUUCUGAUCCCCUGGCCAAAUCUUUCUUCCUCUGACCCGACAGAGGGUCCAGUCGGGAAACCAUCCCCAAAGACGGCGGUCGAGUCGGGAAACCUUCCUGAAAGACAGCGGUCCAGUCGGGAAACCUUCCUGAAAGACGGCGCGUCAGCCCGGGCGCAGGAGGCUUGCUGGCCGCCUGCUGAUUUCCUUACUUUGCACACGGAAGGGGCAGGAACCGCGAGCAUGCACCUAGCCUGGAGCUACCUGUCUGGACUCGCAGGCCCUGUGGCUGUUUCCCCACAGCUGCUACGGCCUCUCUUGCUCCUUGACACCGAGGAGGACCCCACUAGUAUCCGAGCGUCGUGAACUCACCUGAACUUUGGAAGGUUGGCACUCGGGAGCCGCAUCCCCCUGGGAAAUGACUGAACGCGGGGUUUCAGUGGGUCCCGCCUGGGUUUAAGGACCCAGUUCCUUCUGUGGGCACGGGCAGUGGGAGGCCGAUGGAAAGGCGCAAGGGCCCACCUACGCGUCUCACAUCUUCACGGGCCGCAUUUCUACAAUAAAAACUCACCCAAUUAGACCUA
Symphalangus syndactylus (siamang) is the source of this 1379-nucleotide messenger RNA. RefSeq names its product small integral membrane protein 32 (gene SMIM32). NCBI's taxonomy places the organism in Eukaryota, Metazoa, Chordata, Mammalia, Primates, Hylobatidae. The record is from RefSeq and is a predicted model, not a curated record.